GCGCGCUCUCUGUCGGUCAGAGUGGUCACUGCAGCAGCAGCAGCAGCAGCAGCGAAGCAUCAGAGCAGACCAGAACCGAACCGAACCGACGCUACGCACGAAUCAUGUCUGACGACGAGAACCUGCCGUCUGGAUGGGAGAAGCGCAUGAGCCGGAGCUCAGGGCGAGUGUAUUACUUCAAUCACAUCACGAAUGCGAGUCAGUGGGAGCGUCCGAGUGGAUCGGGGGCUGACGGGGUCAGUGAGGUGGAGAAGGUGCGCUGCUCUCAUCUGCUGGUCAAACACAACCAGUCACGCCGACCGUCCUCCUGGAGAGAGGAGAACAUCACACGCAGCAGAGACGAGGCACUGCAGCUCAUCCACAAGUACAUCGAGCAGAUCAAGUCUGGCCAGGAGGACUUUGAGAGUUUGGCGUCUCAGUUCAGUGACUGCAGCUCAGCGAGGAACGGAGGAGACCUGGGCUUGUUCGGCCGAGGUCAAAUGCAGAAGCCGUUUGAAGACGUCUCGUUCGCGCUGAAGGUCGGAGACAUGAGCGGCCCGGUGUUCACCGAGUCAGGAGUUCACAUCAUCCUGAGAACCGGAUGACCUCUCCUGCACGCCUCCAUCCGCUCAUCCUGCAGAUAACUCACACAUUACACACACUUUCCCAGGACUCCCUAUCUUAAUCUGUUUCCCUCGGCUUGUCAGAGCUGCACGUUUAGUCCUUCCUGUAUUUCAGUCAUCGUACAUGUUACAGAUCCCUUAUGACUGGCUGUGAAUCCUGCAUCUCUACCCAGCAUUCCUUCAUCCAGCUAAACACUCGCAUGAUCUGCUGUCCGGACAGUAGACGAUCGUAUGACACCUCUCCAAAAAAUGACCAAUAAAAUUGACCAUGUCACUGAAUAAAAUGCUCCUGUUUUAUCUCAAAGCAUGAAAUUGUGUUUAGUGUUAGCUGAGUAAAUCACUUUUUCUGGUAACAUGCAAAACCUCUGUUAGACUCUCUUCUGUGCUGUUCUUUUGAGUCAAGUGCAGCUGGGAAUGUGUUGCAAUUGUCCCGAAACGAGACCAAUGUCUGGGUGCAUAAUGUAAUAAAACAACUAUUAGGAAGUCCGUUGUUUAUCAAACCCUAGAUGGAUAUUUCUGAUCAUUGGUACGAUGGGCUUCGUCUAGUCUCGCCGCUCCAUUGUGAAUGAGGAUGAAUCACUGAAAGCAUGUAGUGUGUUAGGGUUGUUUUGGCAGAUCUUCUGACCGAGUACACAGUGGCUUGAGCAAUCCAAUGUUUUAAAGUCUUUGCACAAUCCAGUUUGCUCCUGUACAACGACAACAGACGUGAAGUCACCAAAUCAGUGAUUUGGAAAGUUUGAAUGGAGUGUGUGUGUAAAAUAAAGCAUUCUGAUCAGCUGAA
Carassius gibelio (silver crucian carp) is the source of this 1383-nucleotide messenger RNA. It is a transcript of the gene pin1, whose product is annotated as peptidylprolyl cis/trans isomerase, NIMA-interacting 1. The transcript has 4 exons. Gene Ontology annotation, cellular component: cytosol; nucleus. The record is from RefSeq and is a predicted model, not a curated record. The coding region runs from base 105 to 584 and encodes 159 amino acids. Gene Ontology annotation, molecular function: protein binding; peptidyl-prolyl cis-trans isomerase activity. Lineage: Eukaryota; Metazoa; Chordata; Actinopteri; Cypriniformes; Cyprinidae.